This is a messenger RNA of Triticum aestivum (bread wheat), 456 nucleotides long. RefSeq lists its product as uncharacterized. The record is from RefSeq and is a predicted model, not a curated record. Lineage: Eukaryota; Viridiplantae; Streptophyta; Magnoliopsida; Poales; Poaceae. The coding region runs from base 53 to 331 and encodes 92 amino acids. The transcript is spliced from 2 exons.
UCGAGCCAGACAAACCAAGUCUUCCUCCCAUCAACACCACAUCUAGCUGAAGAUGAAGACUGCACACACGCUGCUCCUGGCAGUCGCCUUCCUCGUGCUGGCAUCAGAGGCUGCAGUGAAGGCGGACGUCUGUACAGGGUCACUUCACAAGACGCCGCUACCAUGUGAUCAGGCAGGUUGCCUGCACAUUUGCCGCGAGCAUGUGAAUGGGCAAGGGCACGCGUGCCCUCAAUGCAAUUGGAGUGCUAGUUGCAACUAUAAUGGAUUAUGCGAGUGUGAUGUCUGCCUUCCUCCUCCUUCUGCUCCUAUCCAACACCAACAGAGCGACUGAUAUAUACUAGUACCAGCUUUCUGAGAUGGGGAUAGGAUAGUUGGUUCUCUGUAAUAAGAACGAUACCGUCGUAUGGUGUAUCGGUUGUGAUAUACUCAUUGUAGAAUGCAUGCGAAUUUGAUAUC